Messenger RNA from Varroa destructor (honeybee mite), 5698 nucleotides. RefSeq lists its product as uncharacterized. Lineage: Eukaryota; Metazoa; Arthropoda; Arachnida; Mesostigmata; Varroidae. Gene Ontology annotation, molecular function: protein binding. The record is from RefSeq and is a predicted model, not a curated record.
CAUUAACUGACUCCCAACAUCGAUUCCCAGUCAGCAGUCAAGUCAGUGGUUAACUUUUCCUCCACAACGGGAUUCGAAACAAUUUUGUGUCAACGAUAUCAAGAAAAAUUUGUGCAAGCCCUGUGCUCUUGUGACACUGAUAGCGGCGAGUGGGCAAGGUUCGACACCUUGUUGUGUUCCCAAUUUAGCAGGAAAAUCGUUUUACGUUUUACGCAGAACGCGCCGCGUCGUUUCGUGCAAUUCGCCAGGUUCUUCAGUUGAGAACCUGCUCUUUAUUUACGACUUUUAGAAAAUUGUAACGGCCAGCUGACAACACAGAAGCGGCCUACCUGACGCUCAUUCCUACCAACAGUUUUAUACGAGUCGCGUAAGUGAAAUUAACUGUAAUUUCAGAAAGAACUAAAUGGGUCGAAGGUUCGAAUUUCAGGCGUUGCCAGCUUCAGUGUGUAGUGGCAAAAGAGAAAACUGCGCCUUCGACAAGAGCGAAGCUUUAACUUUGCCCGGACAUCACUCAUAUAUCUGAUGAGUGCAGUUGCGGUCAACCAACACGACGUUUCGAUCGAAGUCAGAUAGGGCCUACCAGGUUAUUUUCAUCAUCAUUCAUCCUUGUCGUUCAGCUUGCCCAGCUCAAACUGCCGUUCCGGGAGAAUCAUGAUUUCAAUAGCGUCAAUCUUGACGCCCUCAUCACCGCAGGGGGCACUCAAUGGGGCAUCUUCGUCAACAAGUCCAGCUGCAGCGACCAUAACCUCUAUCACGAACUCGAACCGAACGGGGUCAGUCAUAACCAUCAAUUCUAAUGCCGUCACCCAUGUUAGUCAGUUAAGAUCCCCAUCAUUGGCGACUCCAAGUUGUUCAACCAUAUCUGGUCACUCAAGCGGGCCUUCAACAAGCUCGUCCAGCAAAUCUUCAUCUUCCACUUCACUUACGAACUUCGGCUCAUCUGGAUCUGUUAACCAACGUCUCAACAGCAAUGACGCCAUCAAUAAAAGAUACUCAGGCAAUCUGGAACUAUACAACGACGCAGCAUCGAUGAGCCCUAGCGAGUCUGCCAUCAGCGACUUUAAAACGUCAAAUUUAACUCAGCAACUUGAUUCGGAUCAUCUCGCCGUAUGCUUCAAGGCGAUGAACGCAAUGCGUUACAGCGGUCAGCUCUGUGACGUCGUUUUAAAGACGGAUUCGCCCUUCGGCACACAGCAGUUGCCUGCCCAUCGUCUCGUGCUCGCUGCCUCUUCCGCGUAUUUUUUUGCGAUGUUCAAUGGAGAACUCGCCGAACGUAAUCGGUCGGAGGUGACUCUCCACAGCGUGGACGCACUCGCCUUAAAGCUAAUCGUUGAUUUCUGCUAUACCGGCGAAAUUAUCAUCAAUCAAAGUAACGUCCAGCAUCUACUACCUGCCUCGAAUUUUCUUCAGAUUGAGACCGUACGUGAGGCGUGCUGCAAGUUUCUGUUAUCCCAACUCGAGCCGUCCAACUGUCUUGGUAUCAGAUCGUUUGCCGAUGCGAACUGUUGCGUCGAUCUGCAGGGACAGUCGCAUCGGUUUGCGUUGCACAACUUCCAUAACGUUUCUUUGACUGAAGAGUUCCUAUUGCUUGAUAUUCAGCACGUCGAAGACCUCGUUUCGAGCAGCGAACUUAAUGUCCCGGCUGAAGAAUGUGUAUACAAGGCUAUUAUGAGAUGGGUUAAACACGAACCUGGUCGCGAAAAACAUUUGGAGCGUUUACUGAGACAUUGUCGUCUGCCGCUUGUAGACAGGCAUUUUCUUCUAUCUGAUGUCUCUGAAGAGCCUUUGGUCCAGCACAGUGAAGCCAGUAAGGACCUCAUCAUGGAAGCAAUGAAGUAUCACCUUGUGCCUGAGAAACGAUCGUCCAUGACAUCGAUCAGAACAACUUUACGACGGCCGGAAGGUCUCCGGCCUUAUCUGUUUGCAGUCGGAGGAGGUUCACUCUUUGCUAUACACAGCGAUUGUGAAUAUUAUAAUCCUCGAACAGACCGAUGGUUACAUUUUGCUCCGACGAUGCAUCGACGAUCCCGAGCGGGUGUCGCCUCACUCAAUCGUCUCUUAUACGCCAUUGGUGGCUUUGACGGCAUCAAGGAUUUGUCUUCAGCUGAGGUAUACAACCCGCAAACAAACGCAUGGUCUCUAAUCAGCCCUCUCGGAACGCGACGCUCAUGCCUGGGUGUAGCAGCUCUCAACGGUCUGUUGUACAUAGCUGGUGGCUAUGACGGAUGCUCCUGUCUCAGUUCUGUUGAACAAUUUGACCCACUUGUUGGCACGUGGUCAUCUCUCGUUGGAAUGGAUAGCCGACGCCGUUACUGCCGCCUCACCGUCUUAGACGGCUGCCUAUACGCGGUUGGUGGACACGACGGCGCAAACUACCAAUCCUCUGUCGAAAGACUGGAUCCGAGGGAGGGCCGUUGGCGCCUUAUGCCAGCGAUGAGUUCUCGGCGAACUUCAUGCGGAGCGGCUAGUCUCGACAGGGCACUUUACGCUGUUGGAGGAAAUGAUGCAUCGCUCUGUAUGAAUAGUUGUGAAAAAUUUGACAUCGUGGCAAACGCCUGGACCAACGUAGCGAAUAUGCAUUGCCGCAGAACAACUCACGAAGUAGUUCAGGCUGACGGGGUACUAUUUGCUGUCGGCGGAAAUGACGGCACUUCGAGUUUGAACUCAGUGGAAAUGUACGACGCUCGCGAAAACAGCUGGACGCAACUGGGAGCCAUGCAAUUACGUCGCAGUAGUAUCGGGGCUGCCGUAAUCGACUGCCCCCAGCUUGAGUCGCUCGCUUUUUAAUAAAACGAACGAGACGAAUCAUUCACGUUAAACGCUAAUCAUAAACAUUAAACAUUAGCGAGUAACAAUAGCGGGCCGUAAUAACUAGUCGGCAUAGUAGAGCAAAACUAUAAAACAGGAUUAUAGAUCCAUAUCGAUCGAUAUUGAGCAUACAUAGAAAAACAGAUGGGGAAUUCGACAUAUAAAAUACUAUGGUGGUAUAUUUAUCAAUCAACCAAAUUGACCUUUGGAUGUAAGGCCACCUUCUAGUGUACGUGCGAUCAAAAGAUCGAUGACACUGAGAUAUUCCGACACCAGUCGAAAAUAUGUAGUAUCGAAUUGUUAAAAUGAUUUCUUGGAUAUUCUUUGAUCUGAAAAAUCGGUUAUCUAUGGGGUAUUGAUGGGGUAUAUGGAUUAGAUUUCCAUGACCUUUAAGCAGUGACACCUUUGUCCUAUUACGUCGACUGAAUUGAGGGUGCGCUAUUACAAUUGAGACUCUAAAGAAAUUUACUUACCAGUUCAUUUCGGAAAAUUAGCUCUAGUCAAAGAGGGAUGCAAUAUAGAAUAGCAGAGCGUUGGUCACUAUCUUUACGCUUAGCUAAACUGCUUGUAGCAAACACGCAAUUUCAUUGGCCGUAUUUAAGUUCUUAGAGAAUCAUGCUUAUUUUGACACUCCAAUAGGACUACUAGAAAAUUAGCAACUACAGGGCACGUCAACGAUCAAAAUCAGGAGAUAACAGUAGGUCAUUUUUAGCUGAAAGAUGAUUUUUCUUAUGAGUCAGUCUAGCAACCGAAUGCACCAGAGAUUGCAGCCAGUUUGGUAGAAGCCACCAUAAUGGCUAAUACUAAAGAGCUAUCUAUCUGGGUCACCGUUAAUGCUGUUUUAUCUAGGCGCUAUGAGGGGAAAAGGAGCCUCGUAAAUGAUGUAUGUAUGUCUUAAUGUAGUUUUUGUUUGAGCCAAGGCCAGAACUCGUUUAGAGAUCUGAGCUCAAUGCAGAGGGCGGACGUCGCAGUGCCGUCGAUCUGAGGUUUGCGCCUCAAAAAUUUCUGUAUGAACGGUGAGUGCAUGGAUAGCACAAUUCGGCGUGUAUGGAUGUUUUAUUUAAUGUUCAAUUGACUUCGUACAACCGAAAAUAGUAUUUAAAUGGACAGUGUGAUUUCUGUCAGCUGGAUGCACGACGCGUUCGAUUGGACCCUGUUGAAUUUGUGGAACCCUGUUGAAAUUAAUGCUGAUUAUAUAACGACGUGCAAAAGUUCUACGUAACACAGGUAUAGUCGGAUAAUAGUAUUAUGUUUUUCAUACAAACAACAAAAAUAUCAUAGCCCCGGAUGUAUGGCAUGUUGUAAAAAUAUUAUAUGUCAUAACGGAGAGUAGGCGUCCUGUAAAAAAAUCUGUUACAUUCAUACAUAUAAUAGACGUUCUCAAACUAUAUUAUAGGUUUAAGCGUACGUGUAUCUCUGCCCAAGCCAUCUAUAAUGAGGGAAAGCCAGUGUGCAGGACACUGGCGACAAUAUACAAAGCUGUGCUUAUUUAAAGUGCAACAUCCUAACAAUAGUUAUAUAGCAAUAAUAAUAUUCAUAAUAUCUAGGACAAAAAAAUAUACUGCUGUGGAAUAGAGAAGCAGCUGGGGUACCGCUUGGAAACAUACUUGAAUGGAAUAAUAUAUAUAAUGAAACAGCGGAAAAGCUGAAGGAUUCAUGUCGUCAGUGUAAACGCAUUAGCAAAUUUCGAUGCGCCAUGUAUUAUUGAGCCACGUUUGAAAGGGUUGCAGCCAAGAAGCGUCUUCUACAAUGCAGAAUAACGGCACACAGCGACAGAAUUAUACACAUGAGCCAUGCUUAACAAGGCUCUACAGCACAUACGAAUAAGUGUACGUUCUACACACAAAAAUUACUAUAUAAAAAAAAAAAAAAUUGAUGGACCCUACAUCGCGAAACGCUGUUCAGUAUUCGGCGCAGUAAGGCAAACUCAUGUUUAUGUUGUGGUAAAUGCUAAACGGAAAUUUGCCCACUCGACAAGAUGAGAAUCUCCAAUGGAAAAACGCCCUGAACAACGUGAACGCUUCUGGCAUAGUUUAGCGCCCAGCUUUCUUUUCCAUUCAUUUUAGAUAGGUUCAUAUCUAUUGUUACAAUGCUACAUAUUCGGUACGUAUUCUACGAGAGUGAAAAGUAAACACGCUUGAGUACGUUUGCUCAUCUGAAGUUCACCAUCUAUAUCAUAAGCGUGUUUUUAGCUUCUGUUCUUCGGUACGUCGUGUCCUCCAGCAACGAUUUAUCUGAAAUUACCGCAAAGUGAAAUUGAACCGGGAACAAACGUCACUUAAUCGUCCUCCUUCAAUGGGGAGGUUCUCGGUACAAAUACCCCUUCGCAUAUCGGUAUGUCGCUUAGUAUGAGUCAGAAAUCAGACUAAUAUAAUAGUUUUGCAUUGCUACCCUCAAUGACGCAGGUCAGCUUCACAGCUGGAAAAGAUAUGUUUAGCUAAUAAUAGGGGUUGAAGAUGUAGUCUCAAUGAAACGGCACCCCACCGAACAUAUGAACAAAAUACGAUCGCUUAGCCGACCGCGGCCCCAUAUACACAUAAAAAAACAGUACCUUCUCUUAUGCGACUGCAAUGCUCGUGUGCGUAUGUAUAUACACGAUGUGUAUGAAUAUUGAGUAAGAGAUAUGAAAUUAUUACCGAUACAAGCAGAGCAGUCCUAGGAUGCACCAAUCGUUUACAGGAAGAACGAGCGAAAUAGCAGUAGGACAAUGGUAAUCGAUUUAUCAGGAACAUCUGUGAUAUACGAUUGAGUAACAUAAGAUGUCCUAUCAAAUAAAUGCAUUGUUUCCCGUGAAUCGGCAUCACUAUCCAUCGAACUUGUUAUUAUUUUCUAAUACUUUGGAUAUUUAUUAAAGGUUCUAAUUAACGUAACUGUGUUUGGACGUAUUAGG